GCUCCCCUCGCCGCAGCUAUAAAAGGAGCCGCCAUGUCCAGUCCUCCGAGACUUGAACCAGCAGACCGAGCUCGUCUUUUGAGAAGAACAAACGCGUCCUCUCUGGUCUUCUUCCCACUUCCACUACAAUCCACACGUACGUACGAGAAGGACCACUAGUGAGCCGCCGGUGCGACGACGACGAAAGGGCUACCACCCAUGGCGCCGUCCGAGGACUGCGGCUGGCUGCUGUACCUCUCCCUGGCCGCCAAAUGCGGCGACCCCCACCGCCUGCUCGGCUUCGCCGCGGUCUUCGCCGCCGCCUUCGUCGUCACGGCCCUCCUGCACUGGGCGGCCCCCGGCGGCCCCGCGUGGGGCUGGUACUGGUGGACCAGGAGGGCCGGCCUGGGCAUUGGCGCCGCCAUCCCGGGGCCCCGGGGGCUGCCGGUGCUCGGCAGCAUGGGGCUCAUGACGGGCCUGGCGCACCGGAAGCUGGCGGCGGCGGCGGCCGCUGGCGGCAAGGCCAGGCGCCGCCUCAUGGCGUUCUCGCUCGGCGAGACCCGCGUCGUGGUCACCGCCGACCCGGACGUCGCGCGGGAGCUCCUCGCCAGCGCCGCCUUCGCCGACCGCCCCGUCAAGGAGUCCGCGUACGGGCUCCUCUUCGACCGCGCCAUCGGCUUCGCCCCGCACGGCGCCUACUGGCGCGCGCUCCGCCGCGUCGCGUCCGCGCACCUCUUCUCGCCGCGCCAGAUCGCCGGCUCCGCCGCGCAGCGCGCGGUGAUCGCGCGCCAGAUGGUGGACGCCAUGAUGAAGGAGUGCUCCGGCACCACCGCUCCAGGCGGCGUCGUGACGGCGCGGCGGUUCCUGAAGCGCGCGUCGCUGCACAACGUGAUGUGGUCGGUGUUCGGCCGGAGGUACGAGCUGCAGACGCGCAGCGAGGAGGCGGCGGAGCUCAAGUGCCUGGUGGACGAAGGCUACGACCUCCUCGGCCAGCUCAACUGGUCCGACCACCUCCCCUGGCUCGCCUGCUUCGACCUGCAGAGGACCCGGGCCAGGUGCUCCGCCCUCGUCCCGCGGGUCAACCGCUUCGUGGGCCGCAUCAUCGACGAGCACCGCGCCGCCCGUCUCGGCCACGGCGCCGCCUCCGCCGUCAUGGACUUCACCGACGUCCUGCUCUCCCUGCAGGGCAGCGACAAGCUCUCCGACGCCGACAUGAUCGCCGUUCUCUGGGAGAUGAUCUUUCGAGGCACGGACACGGUGGCAGUUCUGAUCGAGUGGGUGCUGGCCCGGCUCGUGCUGCACCAGGACGUGCAGCGCAGGGCCCACGAGGAGCUGGACCGGGUGGUCGGGCCGGGCCAGACCGUGACCGAGUCGGACACCGCCUCGCUCGUCUACCUCCAGGCGGUCAUCAAGGAAGUGCUGCGCCUGCACCCGCCGGGCCCGCUGCUCUCCUGGGCACGCCUCGCCACGUCGGACGUACACGUAGGCGGGUUCCUCGUACCCGCGGGGACCACCGCCAUGGUGAACAUGUGGGCCAUAACCCACGACCCGGCCGUCUGGCCCGACCCGAACGAGUUCAAACCCGAGAGGUUCGUGGGCUCGUCGGGUCACGCCGACGAGUUCCCGGUAAUGGGCUCGGAUCUCAGGCUCGCCCCUUUCGGGUCCGGCAGGCGGGUCUGCCCCGGCAAGUCGCUCGCGAUGGCUACCGUCGGGUUCUGGGUCGCCACCCUCCUGCACGAGUUCAAAUGGCUGCCAGUGUCCGACGACCCGCCACGUGGCGUCGACCUAUCCGAGGUGCUGAGGCUGUCGUGCGAGAUGGCCGCCCCGCUGGAGGCGAGGCUGGUGCCACGUCACGCGGCCUGAUGACGUGGCUCCGAUCCACGUGGCAUGGGGAGCUAGCUGAGGAGAGUGAAGGGCUUCUACUACCUUCUAGCAGAGUAACAUAAUUAACGCGUGCACGGUGAGCUGUGUAAAAAAAUGUCAAGUGUCCCUAGUGCUGCUAGUGUACCAGACCAGCAUCAACAAGCCGGUUUGCUUAUGUGCGUACCAGCCUGUAAUAUCUGAAAGUAAGUCAAUGUAGGUAGAGUGUAGUGUACCAGAUCAGAGGCCUUGAGUGAGACAGCUUUCUUUGGCCUAGAGCUAGCUUUGUUAGAUGUAUCCAUGUAGGUUAGUUGUUAUCUCUAUCCUAAUGAUAUGAAAUCUUGUGUA
This is a messenger RNA of Panicum hallii, 2187 nucleotides long. Its product is annotated as cytochrome P450 78A9-like. NCBI's taxonomy places the organism in Eukaryota, Viridiplantae, Streptophyta, Magnoliopsida, Poales, Poaceae. Gene Ontology annotation, molecular function: iron ion binding; heme binding; monooxygenase activity. The record is from RefSeq and is a predicted model, not a curated record. The transcript is spliced from 2 exons. The coding region runs from base 199 to 1842 and encodes 547 amino acids.